ACGAAGAAGGAGCUGAGUUUGUUUACAUCACAUGGAGCGCUGUAACGUAGGGUCAGUUUGAUCAUCGGGCACAGGUACACAAGAAUAUGAUGGGUGUUCAAAGCCAGUUUAGGACCAUGAGACAACGACGGAAGAAAGCACACAUAGCUGAGGAGGCUGCUGCCAUGCGGAUCAACGCAGAAGAAGGCACAGGGUCAAGUGAUCAACCAAAUCGCGGUGGCUCUGCGCAACGAGAUGGGGUUUUUCCUCCAGAGCAGCAGGAUUCAGGACAAAAUCACGACACCACCAAAACCUCCGAGUGUGUGAAGCUGUCCACAUCCUGCGUUUGUGCGUGUGCCCUCCAGGGUCCGGGUUCCCUGAAGGUGACCAUACAGCAGCGCGGCGACUGUCGAGAGUUCCCACAGAGGGACAAGCUGGACGCCGAGCAGCUGCCGGCAGUUGCAGGGCUUCACUGUCAUGUAUGCAGAGUUACGUGUCACUCUAUGCAGGUGUUUGAGGAACACAUGAGCAAUCCAGAUCAUGUGACCAAAUGGAAGGAGCUCACACACUCCGUCAAUGUCAUCACACACACACUCACGAACAGCAGAAAGUGGCGUUGGUGCAAUGUAUGUCAGACUCACUUCAGCAACGAUGUCAUCAACCAUCGACGAACCCAACAACACAAAGCGUCUAAGCGUGCAUCACAGCCGUUCUGUGAAGCAUGUCGCCGUCACUUAAGGACACCCCGUAAGUUUGUGGAGCACAUGAAGUCCGACAAGCACAAGCAACAGGUGCGUUUGAGGGAGGCUCAGGAGGAAGAGCUUAUCACCGUGGACGCCAUUGGUUGCUUUGAGAAGGAGGGGGAGUCAAAGCAAAAAGUCGAACUUGGACAUGAGGAAAAGGAGGCAGCCACUUCACAGCACUCCUCCGCGGACGUGUCCUCUUGACAAUGACAGCGUACAGUACCUGGACGACCAGAACGACAUUGGCGCGUGGAUUGUGAAGGGCUCUCUUCGGAGGGCAGGGGUUUUUGGAGACCGCCAGAAUCCGCUGGCGUACACGGACGAUGUUCUCCAUGAAAGAUAUCGAUUUUCAGCUGAGGGAAUUCGUUGCCUGUGCCAGCUGAACAAUUCGGACAUCACCAUUGUAACCCGCCGAAGUCAGGCCCUCACAACUGCGCAGAUUUUGUGCCUGUCCUUUCGCUCUUUCGCCAGCGGACAAUAUAUGUAUUCCAUCGGUGAUGCUGAAUAUCUGAGUAAGAACACUGUAUGCCGUGCGAUUCGGAAAGUUGUAGGAUUGGGGUAUGGAAACGCUUCAAAUUUAUUGUUGAAAAUGCUAUACAGAAACAUUUGUCAGCUUUGCUGAAUGUAAACGAAUGUGGAGCUUUGCUCUCAUACCAGAAAUAUAUUUAAUAAACUUUUCCAUUGUUAUUUCGUCGUGUAAAUGCAUUUAUGAUAUUCAUAAAAAAUAUGUAGACUAUUUAAACAUUGAAAAAACUGCCAACUCGAAGAGGUUAAAAUAAAUGUCAAAUCCACUGAUAGAACAGACAUACAAAUAACAAAGAUAUAAAUGUUUAUUGAAUAUGCAUCUUCUUGUCUUGUUUAACUGUGAGAAUUUGUUACAAAAUACGGGCUUUAAUUUUUUUUAUCAUUACGCACAAGCAUUGUCACAAAUGUGAUCACACAAAAUACAACCACGCAUCGCAUCCCCUCAUUUCCUUCUUCUCCUGAGUCCUCACAAAUAUAGCAUACAAUUUCGGGGGGGGGGGGGUUCAGACUCGGGCCUGCAAAUCAAGUUAAUUGAUCAGGCUCGGGUCAGUUCGGGCUGGAUAUUUUUUUAGGCCCGGACAUACAUACACUCUUCAUACAGUCAAUGGGACUAAACAUACAAUCAUCCUGCUUCAUUUAGUGAUGCGCAUACGAUAAAUUAUUUCUUACAGACAACGUACCAAAUCUUAUUUUAUUGUCCUGACAGCAGACUUUAUUUCUUUUCAAGGACAUAGGUAAACUAGCAUAUUGACGCAUUCACAAAUCACACGAUCUGUAAUUCGCUGCCAACAGACCAGUUGCGCUCUACCAGCUGAAGCGGUGUUGGAUUUCGCAGUGCGGGUGGAUUUUAAUUCCUCAUAACUCCGCAUGUUUAUCGCGCAUUCCUCCUCCAUGAAGUAAGGUGCCUGUGUCAUUGUCUCAAGUAGUGUUUGACUCUGGUCUCUGCCCCCUUUUAUGUGAACGCGCAGUAACUCUGACUGUGUUGACACAGGUUCGACUAAUCAACCUCAUAAUCACCGUCAUAGCACCGGUCAACCACAAACUAGAUAACCAGGUUUUAUCAACCUAGGCGGGUUGCCGAGAUAUUGACUUGCUGCCAUUUGACAGUUUGUAUAUCCCUUUAUUGCUAAUUGUUCAUUGCCUUGUUUUUUUUCGUUUGUCUGCCUCUCACCGCGGUUUUCUCUUGUUUUAUUUUUUUGUUUUGUAUUGAUCCCGACCAACUGUCACAGACCCUUUUUUUGCCUCCCUUUUCGCGAUUGCGUGUUUUUUGUGUGUUCAAUAAACCCUUGUACGCAAUA
Messenger RNA from Corythoichthys intestinalis (scribbled pipefish), 2545 nucleotides. RefSeq names its product cdkn1a interacting zinc finger protein 1b (gene ciz1b). The transcript is spliced from 10 exons. Lineage: Eukaryota; Metazoa; Chordata; Actinopteri; Syngnathiformes; Syngnathidae. Gene Ontology annotation, cellular component: nucleus. The record is from RefSeq and is a predicted model, not a curated record. Gene Ontology annotation, molecular function: zinc ion binding; nucleic acid binding. The coding region runs from base 87 to 926 and encodes 279 amino acids.